Penicillium diatomitis is the source of this 1059-nucleotide messenger RNA. Its product is annotated as replication factor C subunit 4. Gene Ontology annotation, cellular component: Rad17 RFC-like complex; Ctf18 RFC-like complex; nucleus. The transcript is spliced from 5 exons. Gene Ontology annotation, molecular function: DNA binding; DNA clamp loader activity; ATP binding. Lineage: Eukaryota; Fungi; Ascomycota; Eurotiomycetes; Eurotiales; Aspergillaceae. The coding region runs from base 1 to 1059 and encodes 352 amino acids. Gene Ontology annotation, biological process: DNA repair; DNA-templated DNA replication. The record is from RefSeq and is a predicted model, not a curated record.
AUGGUGCAAGCCGAGUCUUCCAAAGUGGCUGAGCGUACAGGCCUGCGCGCUGUUACAGCAGGUGCUCCGGCAGAUUAUGAACUCCCAUGGGUCGAAAAGUAUCGUCCGAUUUUCCUCGACGAUGUUGUUGGAAAUACAGAGACGGUGGAGCGGCUGAAGAUUAUCGCCAAGGACGGCAAUAUGCCCCAUGUGAUCAUCUCUGGUAUGCCGGGAAUUGGAAAGACAACGUCGGUGUUGUGCUUGGCUCGGCAAUUGCUGGGAGACGCAUAUAAGGAGGCAGUUUUGGAACUCAAUGCCAGUGAUGAGCGAGGUAUCGAUGUGGUUCGAAAUCGAAUCAAAGGUUUCGCUCAAAAGAAGGUCACAUUGCCUCCUGGAAGACAUAAGCUGGUCAUUCUCGACGAAGCUGAUAGUAUGACGCCCGGCGCACAACAAGCCCUGCGACGAACCAUGGAAAUUUACUCUACCACCACUCGUUUCGCUUUUGCUUGCAACCAGUCCAACAAGAUCAUCGAGCCAUUGCAAUCCCGUUGUGCCAUUCUGCGCUAUUCCCGCUUAACUGAUGCUCAGGUUGUGAAGCGAAUCCUCCAGAUCUGCGAGGCGGAAAAGGUCCAGCACUCGGAGGAUGGAAUUGCUGCGCUCGUCUUCAGUGCCGAGGGUGACAUGCGUCAGGCGAUCAACAAUCUGCAAAGUACGUGGUCGGGCUUUGGCUUUGUGAGCGGAGACAACGUCUUCCGAGUGGUGGAUAGCCCGCACCCGGUCAAAGUACAGGCAAUGAUUAAAGCCUGCUGGGAGGGCAAAGUGGAUGCGGCAUUGGAGAUUCUCAAUGAGCUCUGGACACUGGGUUAUUCGUCGCACGAUAUCAUCAGUACCAUGUUCCGAGUUACCAAGACGAUUCCGACCCUCUCAGAGCACUCCAAGUUGGAAUUCAUCAAGGAGAUUGGUUUCACGCAUAUGCGAAUCUUGGACGGGGUGCAAUCGCUUCUACAGUUGAGUGGCUGCGUUGCCAAGUUGUGCAAGAUCAAUAUGAAGCCGGAACUGUUCCAGCCUGUCACUGCUUGA